Molecule: messenger RNA, 782 nt
Organism: Populus euphratica (Euphrates poplar)
Lineage: Eukaryota; Viridiplantae; Streptophyta; Magnoliopsida; Malpighiales; Salicaceae
Product: FK506-binding protein 4-like
Exons: 3
Coding region: 280-612 (110 amino acids)
Molecular function (GO): metal ion binding
Source: RefSeq, a predicted model, not a curated record
ACCCUUUCACCUCAUCACCAAGUUUUUCUUAUUUAGCUCCUCCUCCUCCUCCUCUGGCCUUACUUCUUCACGGCAGACCCUUUCAUUUUGCUGUCUUUGAUCUGAAAUCUUUCUUUGAUCAAGUCUCUCCAAGCUAGCUAUAGAUAUGAAGGUGAGGAUCAGCUCUCUUUAUAUAUCUUCUGUUAGAUGACAUGCAUGCGUGCGUGAAAUUAAGAAUCAUGAGUAAAGAAAGCCGUGUUGAAAUUGGAUUUGCAUGACGACAAAGCCAAGACAAAAGCCAUGAAGAAAGUCUCUAGCCUUUCAGGGGUGGAUUCAAUAUCCAUGGACAUGAAGGACAAGAAGUUGACAGUGAUAGGGGACGUUGAUCCAGUACACAUAGUGAGCAAACUGAGAAAGCUAUGUAACACAGAAAUAAUUACAGUAGGACCAGCAAAAGAGCCAGAGAAGAAGAAGGAAGAACCCAAGAAAGAAGAGCCAAAGAAGCAAGAAGAUCCGAAGAAGAAAGAACAAGAUGCUGUGGCCGAGCUGGUCAAGGCCUAUAAUCCUCCCAUGACUGCAUAUUAUCAUGUUAGAAGUGUUGAAGAGGAUCCAAAUGCCUGUGUAAUUUCUUAAUUAGAUGUUAAAUAAAUAUUAAUAAGAGAUGAACUAGGUGAAAAAUAAAUUUUUAUAUAUAAGUUGUGAUUUUGGAAAAUUCGGUGUUAUAUAUUUGAAAUAGACUACAGUACAAGCUUGUAGUGGGAUUGCUCUAUAUUUAAUGAAUUGUGGGUCUUAUUUUGGAAUUA